This is a messenger RNA of Hymenoscyphus albidus, 3166 nucleotides long. NCBI's taxonomy places the organism in Eukaryota, Fungi, Ascomycota, Leotiomycetes, Helotiales, Helotiaceae. The record is from the annotation of a GenBank genome assembly.
AUGGCGGCAGCUGCACUAAAAGUCCAAUUGCGUCCUGGCAAGGUCGGUCGGCGCGGGUUCACAAGGCAUCAAAUCAAGCGCGUCUCCCAAUCCAUCAACACUUCAAUUCCGACUUCACUCUCUGCCAUCGCCAUUGCCAUUGCCAUUGCCAUCGCCAUCGCGCAUCCAGAAUGCGCGGCCAGCUCUGGUCUUUACUUCCGAAUUCUCGGCGACCCGUUCUUGACUAUACCUGUAUCAAUUCUUCGUAGAGCUCCAAUCCGAGCUAUAGCUACAGCUACAGCUACUGUACCCGCACGACCAUACCGACCAUAUCAAGUCCGCCAUGGAUACUCCUGCGCUCUCAGUUGAGCAGCAGAUUCGCCUGCUGGAGGAUGCACGCAAGAUGGUACUGGGUGACCCUACCUUUUACCAACAAGUUCUGCAGGGCAUUCUUCCUUUAAUAAAUCCUGCUGGUCGAGAUGAGCCAGUUAGACCGGAAUCUGCAAAGAUAGACUUGCGACGAUGGGGGGCCGAUUUUCUUGCAGAAACCUUCGCCAGCCCUGCGGUUCCUGCACACCAAAAGGAGUCCCUGUGCUUGACGGUGCUAGAGGUCCUCAAAUCUAUCAUUGAAAAUCCCAACGAAGAUGGCGCUGUGGUGAAAAGUAUUGUGCAGACUGCCGCCAGCAUAUACCCCCUCGUUGUCAGAUGGAUGUACGUUGAACCCCGUGGCCUCUUUACCUAAUUUCUUCUGGAGCCUUGUCAUUUUGAAGGUACCGGCUGUAUUUGCACAUUAGUCUGGUUGAUUCUGGCUUCUGUAUUUUGAUACUCUGGAUCUUGAGUGAGACACGCCUUCUUUGUUUAUAGUCUAACCUUGGUGUAAUAGUAUCAAUAACUCAUAUGAUGGGCCAACAUGGGAGCGGAUGCAAGCGAUCAAGUCAAGAAUAUUACGAAUAUGGGACACUGCUCCUACGGGUGUACGAAUAAGCUGCAUCAAGUUUGCGCAACGAGUGGUGAUGGCCCAGACUGUAGGACCAGAGGCUGAUCCACGGGUAUGAAGGACUUCUUUGAUUUGUAAAAUCCGUAAAACUGAUUCUGAUUUUCGUAGCGAGGUGACCCUAUGGAAGUAUCCCUCGGGAUGAUUCCUCCAACUCACCAGGUUCUUCAUCUGCGGAAUCUCGAAGCAGAAGCUACUGGUUUAUUGGAUAGAAUGCUGGAGGUUUUCCAACAACCGACUAGGUGGGGUUGCCUUUUCCUUUCUUUGAGUACACCAGCUAACACCCAACAGUGAUGCCGUCUUAGUUGAUGCGACUUUGAACACCCUAUCUAUUCUCAUCCGGAGUCGCCCUCAGUGCGCUAAUCGAAUUCUGAAUGUGAUUUUGAACUUCAACCCUCUCAAACAGGCCAACUCACCAAUGACCCCCAAACUCCGUGUUAUGGUAAAGUCAAUGGAAAAGACCACUAGAAUGUUGCUUUUGCACGUCAACAAACGGUUCGUCUCAUGAAAAGUAUAAAAACUGCCAUAUGAUAUACUGAUUUAUUUAGUGAUCCGCACAAUCCCCUAGCUCCCAGAAUACAACAAUACGUUGAGAGAAUGAUGCGGUCUCGAAAUGAGAUAUUUGAUGAGGCGAACCGCAAACGUGGUCCUCCGGAGCCUAUCAAUGGACUAGAUGCAACUAAAAGACAGAAGCUAGAUGCUCAAGUACCGAUUCCUCGACCAAAAUUCCACGUACCACCUUUGGCUCCAGGCCCUCACAGCAUAGCCGAACUUUUUACAGUCACCACCGAUGAGGGCCUCAAGAUGUUCGAUGUCUCUCAACUUUCUGAAGAUAUAGUCGUCAAAAUUGGAAUCACCAUUUUACAAAAAAUUAAUGCCGAUACUCUCAACCAGGCCGUAGCAGGCGUCCGGAUGAGAUACGAUUCCAUGAAAGCUGCUCAAGUGGAGCAGUUGAAUCCAAAUACCGCACCAUUAGGAAUAGAGGCUGAAGACGAUGAUGAUGACUAUGAACCAGACUUCUAUCCGACAGAAUACAGCGAACAAAUCCUUAACAAACUAGAUAGUGCACCUCCUGAGGUUGAGAUGAUGGCGAAAGCCCCUGACAUGGCUCCUGGCAAUUUCAUUCUUCCACCGCCGCCAACAAUGACGUCCGACGAAGUUGCUCAAAUCGGUCAGGGCACGGUAUCUCGUGUUUUUGGCGUCAUGCAAACGUUGGAAGAGCCAGGGAAAAAAUCCAAAGCCGGGCUGAAUCGACUUGCUGCUAGUGCUUGUGACCGUGAUGAUUGGAUCACAAUCAUCACACGGCUGGCAACGCGAUCCGUCGCAGGCCUUGAAGAGUCUGACUCUGUUAAACCCGAGGCUGUUCACACUACCUUUUCACUCAGCAACAAAAUACGCGAGUCGCUCUAUAUGUACGUCUUGGAGGAUUUCAGAAAAAGAAUCGACAUAGCAGUAGCUUGGCUUUGUGAGGAAUGGUACAAUGAUCAAGUCCAGAUGAAGCUUGGCGAACAGAAUGUCAUGCAUUACGAGAAAUGGGUUCUGAAGGUCCUCGAUGGGAUUUUGCCUUAUUUGGAUGCUCGAGAUAAGGUGUUGACUAGAUUUCUCAGCGAGAUUCCAGGUCUAAGUCUUGAGGUACUUGCAAGAGUCAAAGCUAUCUGUCGUGAUCCUGCCAUGGUCAGCUUGGCUUUGACGAGUCUCCUCUAUUUGGUCAUGAUGAGACCGCCUGUUCGUGAAAUUGCGUUGGAUGCGGUGGAGGACAUUUGGAAUAAUUGUAAGUUUUUGUUAAGCUUUCGGUGGAAUUUCUCGAUACUAACGAUUUUCUAGAUGAGGACGCAAAACCUAUAGCUGCGAAAUACCUCACCAGAUGGCGUCCUGGAUUCGCGGAAAGAUUAAAGGGGGCGGAGGGCGAGGAGGAGAAGAAGUCGGAGGUCGUGGCAGUUGCGGCCACGUAAAAUGUACAUGUAUUUCUAUUGCUUGCCACGUACUCGAGUACAAGCUGAGCAUCAUUUGGGCGGCGUUAUGGAACUAUACCAAUUGGCGGCGUAGCAGCGUCGGUGGGAGGAACCAAAAGUUUUCAGACCGGGGGACGAUGGUUGCGUGUAAAGGUGUAAAAUACGGAUGCGGAUUUCCCUCAUCAUUGAUGACUCGUAGUAAUACCCAGACAGACAUUUCAGUCAAAGAGAUACCUUUCUG